Petromyzon marinus (sea lamprey) is the source of this 638-nucleotide messenger RNA. RefSeq names its product ribosomal protein S19 (gene RPS19). NCBI's taxonomy places the organism in Eukaryota, Metazoa, Chordata, Hyperoartia, Petromyzontiformes, Petromyzontidae. The record is from RefSeq and is a predicted model, not a curated record. Gene Ontology annotation, molecular function: RNA binding; structural constituent of ribosome. Gene Ontology annotation, cellular component: cytosolic small ribosomal subunit; ribosome. Gene Ontology annotation, biological process: ribosomal small subunit assembly; translation.
CUCGGCCUCCUCUCCUGUUAUCUUCGCGUUUUCCUUCCCACCUUGCGAUCAUCGCCCCCGCGACGAGCGGCGUCGCGCCUCGGUCACUCGCCCAACGCCUCGGCGAGGAUUGUUUAAAUUGUUAAAAUAUCGCGUGUAAGAUGCCAGGCAUCACCGUGAAGGACGUGAACCAGCAGGAGUUUGUGAAGGCCCUCGCGGCCUUCCUCAAGAAGUCGGGCAAGCUCAAGAAGCCCGACUGGGUGGAUACAGUGAAGCUGGCCAAACACAAGGAGCUGGCGCCCUACGAUGGGGACUGGUACUACGUGCGCGCUGCCUCAGUGGUGAGACACUUGUACCUGCGCGGCGGCGUCGGGGUCGGCGCCAUGACCAAGAUCUACGGCGGUCGGCAGCGCAACGGCACCAAGCCGAGCCACUUCUCGCGCGGCUCCAAGAACGUCGCUCGCAAGGUCCUGCAGUCCCUCGAGAGCCUCAAGAUGGUGGAGAAGGAUCCCACCGGGGGAAGGAGGCUGACACCCACAGGGCAGAGGGACCUCGACAGAAUCGCUGGACAGGUUGCCGGAGCAACGCCAAAGAAGCACUGAGUGUGCGCGCCUGUUCACUCGCAUGGAAACCAGAUAAAUAAAAUCCACAUUCUCACA